This is a messenger RNA of Doryrhamphus excisus (bluestripe pipefish), 2015 nucleotides long. RefSeq names its product isocitrate dehydrogenase (NAD(+)) 3 non-catalytic subunit beta (gene idh3b). The record is from RefSeq and is a predicted model, not a curated record. Gene Ontology annotation, biological process: isocitrate metabolic process; tricarboxylic acid cycle. Gene Ontology annotation, cellular component: mitochondrion. NCBI's taxonomy places the organism in Eukaryota, Metazoa, Chordata, Actinopteri, Syngnathiformes, Syngnathidae. Gene Ontology annotation, molecular function: NAD binding; magnesium ion binding; oxidoreductase activity, acting on the CH-OH group of donors, NAD or NADP as acceptor.
ACCACAUGGUGGCGCUGCUGUUGGUCCAUCACAGUAACAGUCAGAGAAGAAGAGACCGCCUCUCUGUGACAAUGGCGGCUGUCAUGAGAGGUAGCUUGGUAACAUUGAUCAAGGGUCUGAGUGGCCCUCAGUGGCACCAGCUUGCCUCUCGACCUCUGAGUGUUUCUGCAGGUCGUUUGGGGUCAGAAACUCCACCCGCUCGUGCAGAUGCAACCUUUAAGGUCACAAUGGUUCCAGGGGAUGGAGUUGGACCUGAGUUAAUGUCCGCGGUCAAGGAUGUGUUCAAAGCAGGAGAUGUUCCUGUGGAAUUUGAGGAGUUCCAUUUGAGUGAAGUGCAGAACAUGGCCAGCGAGGAAAAACUGGAGCAAGUGUUGACCUCUAUGAAGAACAACAAAGUAGCAAUGAAAGGAAAGAUCCACACACCCAUGGAGUUCAAGGGGGAGUUGGCUUCUUAUGAAAUGAGACUAAGGCGAAAACUGGACCUGUUUGCCAAUGUGGUUCAUGUGAAUAGCCUCCCAGGCUACAGCACACGUCACAACAACCUGGACCUGGUCAUUAUUCGGGAACAGACAGAGGGGGAAUACAGCUCUCUGGAGCAUGAGAGUGUGACCGGUGUGAUUGAAUGUCUGAAAAUCAUCACCAGAGAGAAGUCAAGACGCAUUGCCAAGUUUGCCUUCGAUUAUGCCACUAAGAAGGGGCGGAACAAGGUCACGGCUGUUCAUAAAGCCAAUAUCAUGAAAUUAGGUGAUGGCCUUUUUCUGCAGAGCUGUGCGGAAGUGGCUCAACUGUACCCAAAAAUCAAAUAUGAGAACAUAAUCAUCGAUAACUGUUGCAUGCAGUUAGUCCAGAACCCGUACCAGUUUGAUGUGCUGGUAAUGCCCAACCUGUACGGCAACAUAAUCGAUAAUCUGGCAGCCGGGCUGGUGGGAGGGGCGGGCGUUGUUCCCGGGGAGAGUUACAGCGCAGAAUACGCUGUCUUUGAGACGGGUGCUCGCCAUCCUUUCGCACAGGCGGUAGGCAGGAACAUUGCUAACCCCACAGCUAUGCUACUGAGUGCUGCCAACAUGCUCCGGCACCUCAAUCUGGACUAUCACUCCCAAAUGGUGUCCGAUGCUGUCAAGAGGGUCAUCAAACAGGGCAAGGUACGGACACGAGACCUUGGCGGUUACUCGACCACGGGCGACUUUGUGCGUGCUGUUGUGGAUAACCUGCGACACCGACCCUUUUGCUAAGAUGCGUGGCCCCGUUUUUAUGCGGCUUCGCUGAUGUUUUCUUGAACAGGAUUAUUUGUUACUUGUCUUUCUUCAAUGACGACAUGACAGUCGGACCAGUGGAAUGGGUUUUAUACUGGCUUUACUAAAACUACAUAUACAGCAGUACUCAUGAUUGUACACGUUUUUUACUACCAAAAAGCUGGACCUCCACCAUUCAUCACUCUAACUGUGAAUGUUGUGUGAAAGUCAGUUUACAUUUUGUCUUGUCUUUUUUUUUAAUCCUCUUGAGAGUUUUAUCAUGACACAGUUGGUGCCUUGUUUUGACAGUACAACCCUGCUCUACUUGGAACUUCACUCAAAAAAGCUUUUGAACAUUUUUUGCUAUGAGACACUGUAUAGCAAUGUCCACCUUUUUAAUAAAAAUCUAUAACAUGAACAAUGUUGAUGAAUCAAAUAAAAAGAACUGAAUCUGGGCCACUCUAAUUGUUUUUUUAAAGUAAAGUAUUUAAAGUAGAGCAGAUUGCCUUUGCUGCAUGCAUGCAUGCUAAAUGAAUGGAUUUGUUACACAGACUGGAUUUUUAUUUUCAUCCAUACAAGGUUUUAGAAACUUUUUAAAAACUGUAUUAUAUCUUAAAGCUCACAUGUGAUUUGGUUCUGUAUUGAUAUUUUGUUUGUAUAGUGUUGAUUUUGUACUAAUUGCAUUGCUAAACAGCAGAUGAUAUAGCUGGGUCUACAUCUACAAACGUAAACAAAAGUAAAUUAAGGAAGAAAUCUCCCAGCAACUACUAGUAGUCCCUAUCU